Messenger RNA from Caenorhabditis sp. 36 PRJEB53466, 6786 nucleotides. The record is from the annotation of a GenBank genome assembly. Lineage: Eukaryota; Metazoa; Nematoda; Chromadorea; Rhabditida; Rhabditidae.
AUGACAGAGAUCGGAGGUGUGUCGGUGCCGGCGGCGAUCGCUCCGCUCUUCUCGAUGCCCCAAUCGACGAUUGAUGAUAUCCAGAAUCCUGGCCAACCGUUCUCCUACUCCCGGCCGACGCCCGGAGGACCGAAACUCCAUCAACGCAUCAAGUGUCCGAGGGUAACUAACUGAAAUACGAUCAAUUAAGUGUAGUUCGGAAAGAAAAAGAAGAAGCCAGAGAUCCAUCACUUUUUCCUUCACUUUUUCCUCUCCACCGUCUCUUGUUGUCUUCCUCAGAGGAGGCUCUCAGUGUAACGCCGGCAUGGAAUCAUUUCUCGGCGUCUCCGCACUUUCGGCGCUAUUUCUCGUCGCCGGACGGAUCCAGUCGCUCAUUCUCAUCGCUUUUUGCGAUGAGUUGAUACGUUAACACUCGUCUUCCCACUCAAUUCUUCUCGCUCGCCUUUUUUCGGAUCUUUUCGCUUACUAGCGUGGCAUGUUCCAUCAUUUACCCCCACUUUUUCUUGAUUCCGGCAUAUUAGCUCUUCAAGACGAUAUAUCUCAGCGGCUGGUACAGAUGGCAAAUAGUUGUCAACUGAUAAAAUGUACAAAAUGUUUCAAUAAACAUUUUUAUUAGUUGACAACUUUUUGAUAUCUUCGCUGGCCGAUGAGAUACAGUACUGGUCAAACAUCAACACCAUCUUCCAGGUAAUCCCGCUCUCGUUCUGGUCCUCAUUUUUCCGAAGACGAAGAGGAGCCGGAAAUGCCGCAAACUGUUCAUCUUCAGUACAACUCGCCGAUGGGAUUGUAUUCCAAGUGAGUUGGGGGGACAAAAAUUUCGGUUACUCAAACAGAAAUAUCUCAGUUGCGUGUAGAGUUGUUGAAAAAGUUGUCAAUGGAUAAAAUGUAGAAAGUGUCGCAUGGAGCAUUUUAUCAGUUGACAACUUUUCGAUAUCUCCACCGACAGCCGCGCGGCUUUUCGCAACAUACGCAGCGAAAUGGUAUGCAUUUUUGCGCGUCAGUGUGGCUCUGCGUACAGUGCAUUUUUAUGUUACGCGCAAAGUUCAUUUUUUUAGUUGUUGAUGAAUUUUCUCCAAAUAUUCAUCUCUUUAAAAGCGUUUUUUUCUCUGCUUUCUACCUCAAUUAGACCUUUUUGCAGAUUCCAGAUGAAGUAAUACGCGAAGAGAAGUCGAUGCGAUGAAAAAGAAACGCGUAAGUAAAUGGAAGUAAUGUUUUUAUUCAGAAAAUAUACGAUUUCUCGAAAAAAACGUCUCUAGAUCUUCUAAUCUUUUUGAUUUAAAAAGUUCACUCACAUGACUGUGAAUGUCUUCGAAUAAAAAAGUAGAGUGACAGCUCGCUUUCGCGUAAAAGUGGUUUUUGCUGAAAAAAAUUUUUUUCUCAAAAACCGUCUCUAGAUUUUUCUAAUUUUUUUGUUUAAAUAGUUCACUUACAUGACUGUGAAUGUUUUUCGAACCAAAAAGUAGAGUGACAGUUCGUAAAAAGCAUUUUUCAACGAAACUUCACUGUCUUCCGGCAAACUAUCGGUUUUUUCCGCGAAAGCGAAACCGUCACUCUACUUCUUUUUUUAGUUCGAAAACAUUCUUUGAAAUGUAAGUAAAGUUUUUUAACCAAAAAAUUAGAAAAUCUAGUCACGUUUUUCGAGAAAUCGUGCAUUUUCUGAAUAAAACCUUACUUUCACUUACUUACGCGUUUCUUUUCAUCGUAUCGACUUCUCUUUGCGUAUUACUUCACCUGGAAUCUGUAAAAAGGUCUAAUUGAGGUAGAAAGCAGAGAAAAACGCUUAAAAUAGAUGAAUAUUCGGAGAAAAUUCAUCAACAACUAAAAAAAAAGAACUUUGCGCGUAACAUAAAAUGCACUGUACGCAGAGCAACACCGGCGUGCUAAAAUGCACAGACUGAGGAUCAAACGUUUGGUGAACGUCGCAAAAGCCGCGCCGUGUAUAGCCGAGAUAAAGUGUCUCGAAUAACGCAAAUUUUUGACACAAUAGCCUUUCAGGGAGGCGGCGGUCGAGCAAUUCCAGCAACAAAUCGGCGAGACCCCUCAAGAUUUGCCCGCCCAGGACAAGCACUUUGACCCAUCGAAGAGCGCGACGCUCAAGUACUUGAAGGAAGGCGAACGAGAGAAUUUUGGCGAGAACUUUUUCGAGAAGGUAGCCCAAGCCGAGGCGCCGCGAGUUCCCCAUCAAUCGGAACCGGCGUGGGCUCGGACUGCGCGGGAAAAGAGCGAGAGGGCUCGGAGCAAGACGCCCGCCGAUCCGACCCAAGCGUAUCGGUCCGGGUCCUCGCCGGCACCCUCCACCAACUAUCCGGUUCAUUAUGAGAGUGCGCGGGAGCACGCGGAGAAGAGCAAAGUGUUCACGCACAACGUCAACGAUUUCGGACGGUCCUACUGGGAUGCGGCGCCGCCAGAGAUACACGCGGAGCCAGUCGGCCCGGACGCGAACUCGUCAAUCGCGGCUAUGAACUCGGCGGACUCGAUUUCACCGGCGGUAUCCACGUGGAUCAUGGCACCGACUAUCAGUACUACGAGGAACCGGCGCGCAAGCCACAGCAGCCGAAGCUCCCGCCGGGUAGGCUCAGGCACCGAUUUCUAUCGGGGACACGUGUCCGGCAAUUCAAACUAUCGGGGACACGGUCCCGAUCCGCCACGACUCCGGCCAAAGUACACGGCGGAUCCGCACGACCCGAUGCAACGUGGCAGUCGCGCCCAAUCUGGAAGUGGUACGCUUUUAUUCAUUCGUGCUUUUUGGUAUUAUUCUCGUUGAAAUUGCAGGUGGAUGCGAACCUUCUCAUCGGCGACACACUGUCAACAGAAGAUCCGUCACGAAGUGCGUCACAUCGAUCAAUCAAGUUCGGCACCUCGUUCGGUCCCCCACAGGGCUUCCUGCACGACCAUCACACCGUCCAAAAGUACGCCGACACGCCGAAACCGCUCGUCUACUCGCUUUCGGCGAACAAAUCAGCUCGCCCGCUCCGCAUCGCUACCCCGCUCGUCCGCACCGCCCGAACACCACCACAGCGUGUGGAAUAAUAGCAGCCAACAGUUGGAGGUGGAUAAGGAGGGUAGGUGGUGAAACGGACAAUAUCGAAAACGUAGCCACGGGUGAAGGUGAACAUUCGCACGUUGCUCAACGACGACACUGCGCGCCAGGAAGCGGGAGCAGUCGCCGUGGUGGGCCGCACGUUCGGAGCAGACGCAUGAGGCGUGGAGAGGAAGAGGGAUUGAUCCACGUCUCCAGAGAUAUGAGGUCCCCCUGUGUGUGUGCAGUUGAGCAGCUAACUGUUUCACUAACUUCACCUAAUGCCAAUAAUCGUUAGUCGAGUUAGUAGGUAUUCUGACAUUUUUCCGGAAAAUAUAAAUUAAGCCAGGGCUGGGCAAUUGGCCGGCCCUUGACCUGGACUUUUGAACCACAUUCAAUAUUCCGAUCGGACCAAAACUUUUCAGGCUUCUUGGACAUGGAUUGAAGCAUACUGGGACCAAGUUUCAGCUCGAUCGGAUCGUCGGGUUCCGAGAUAUGUAGAUCAUUGGCCAAAAUUGACCCGGAAGCCCGAGCUUUUGGAUCGGCCAAUGAUCCACAUAUCUCGGGACCCAGCUGAUCGGCAAACUCCCCAACCCUCAAUCCAAGUCAAAGACUGCAAGUGCAGUGUCGGCGAUACUGAAAGUCAGGCAAAGACCGGUCAGUGCGUCGUCAUUCUUGUGCUUUUCAGUUUCACUCACCGCCCAAGCGUUGCAAUUUUCUCCAAGUUCUUUCAAUAAAAUUCGUUUUCUGAAUAUGCACACUUGCAGACGUACAUAACGGAGCCGAAUUGGCGUCGCGCGUCGAUCAACGUCGUCUGGCGUGGGAGCGUCGCGCAUUCGAAAACGAACAGCGUCUGAGCCGUCCGUACUCGGAAAAAGUGAGCGGAUAUAUGAUCUUUUUCUCUUGAAUCUUGUGGGGGAGAAAGAAAAAGAGAUGAUAAAGUGAGGAAAGCAUCAUGUUUUGUGAUGUGAUGAGCAGCAGAAACUUCUAGAGAAAGAGGAACUUGCCGAGAAAUAGUAUAGGAACACUGGGAGACGGGCCGGAGAAAAAAACGGAGAGAAAGUUUUAGGUGGCGCCGGGCGUGCCUCCUGCCUGGCAUGCAGAGGCACAACACAAGCAUCAGCAGUGGCAGCAGCAGGCGGAUAAUAUGAACACGACUAGUAGUCAGGUGAGCUCAUUAAACGCAAUUUAUCUGCGAUGUGAGUGCAGAUGUUGAAAAGUGAUCAACUGCAAAAAUGUGCACAAUUUCCUAAUGAACAAUUCCUCAAUUGACAACUUUUUGAUAUCUUUCCUGGCAACUGAGAUAUCGUUUUGCAGAGAUAAGCUUUACUAGAGAUUAUAUAUUCGAAAGUUCUAAUAUACUCUAUACGAAACAGUAAUACCAAAGCAUCCAAUAUUCAGAAUUACUCUACUCCACCACCGGAUAUGAACCAAUCGGCGGAGGAGGAGGAGGACAGCGAGUCAUACCAUGAGAACCGAGCAAUAUUCGUCGAGCGCCUAGUGAGUUUUACUGAUGACAAAUAAUUGAUUUUACGCUAUCCAACUGAUCACGUUUGCAGCCGCCAUCUCAAACUCACCAGAAUGCUCAGCGCCAGUUGAACUCUGGUAAGUUGCUUGCGCUCGCAAUGAGCAAGAGGACAGCUGUUCUCGAGCCGCCCACGCAAUCAUUGGGAGCUCGAAAAACGAGGGAAAAGGCUUGUUUCAGGCUACAACACGAACCAGGUGGAGUACGUGCUGUCGCACAAGGACAAGUACGCCGACGGGCCGCACUAUCAGCCGCCCAUCGUCAACUCGUCGUCUUCGUACACGACCGGCCAAAAUCAAAACUACUCGUCGUCGAGCGCUCAACAACAGCAGACGAAGACGAUUCCGGUGCAGAACUAUCAGGUUGGAAAUCAUGUCCGUUUCUUCGCGCCCGGCUAGAGAUAUCUCACAAAGGUGUCAAUGGAGAAAGUGUGCACAAAGGUUGUAUGAACAUUACAUCAGUUGACAACUUUUCGAUAUCUCUACCGAUCAACUGAGAUAUAACGCGUUGAAUGAAGAGGUAAGACUGCAAAAACUUUAAGCUUUGGCUUUGAAAGUAUUUAGGGUUUCAUACCAGUUUACAUCUGAUAAUCACAACUUUUCUGAAAUAUAAUUGAAAAACAAACACACAUCCAGACAUUCCCGACCUUUGAUUCUUCGUUCUUUGAGGUUAAAUCAGAAGAGUAUAUUGUGUAGACCUCACUUUUUAGAACUCUAAUCAAGCGUCAUCAUUUCGUGAUCAUCCCGGUUCACACACAGUUGUUGAUACAGUAACCUAGACUAUUGUAGUUUUAUAAGUUCUAACUGGACCGUUUUGCUUGGAGCUCACCGGUUGACCGUGUUCUCAGUUCUUUCAACCUCCCCCUAUUUCUUGUUCAGAACACUCAAAAGAUCGUUUUGUCGAGUCGAGCGAAAAGUUCCAUCGGGACCUCGCCUCCCCACUUUCUAAAAGCCAUUUCCGGUCCAGACCGCCGGCACCUUUAACAGAGAUCUCCAAAGUGUUCAACACUCAAGAGGUACUGUAGACGCGAAAUAUUGUGGAUUUCUAGAAGCAGAAAGUGCAUGAAGAGCGCACGUCUGUUGCUGACUAUGAGGCGGGAGGGAUUUGUAGGCAAAAAAUGAAUGAAAGGAGAAGGGUUUACAGGAAGAAGUGGUGAAGACGACGGAUUCCAUUCCACUUCCGUCUGCUCAGGACGUUUGCGAGGUUACCUGCCAUUGACUAGUACUAAACAGUACUAAAACACAAAUAUAAUAAUAACCACCUCAAUAAGUUGCCUACCACAAACAGCCAACCAACACACACAGCAAUCUUCAACAAUUCAGUGAUCUUUUGCAGAGCUCCAACUACAACAAGAGCUUCUUCGAGGCAAACGACGACUCAACACCAACCUCAGCCAGACCACUUCUUACAACUAUUCGACGGUGAGUUGUCAACUGAUUUUCUCAACUAGUUGAUCACUUUUGAUAUCUCUUUCAUUAACGCAAAUAUCGAUUUUCUAGAGCACUGCUGUCCAUCGCAACCCGCUAAACCGUCCUUUCAUCAGGAGAGUUACACCUCACAGAGAUUGCACCACAGCAGAGAAUCCAAUCCCAACCGGCCUUCCUACCAAUGACGAGAACUAUUUGAGCAGCUGAAAGGAGGAGGUGGAGACAGAGCUCCACAAAACCCCAAAUCUGACAUUUGCAGAGCCGUCGCGAAGAGACCUCGGCCAGUGUCGCAACUCUCGCAAUACUCGGAAUCAGCGUAAACUACAGGCGCAGCUAUGAGGAGAGAAGACGGAGACGACGACGGUGGUGCCGGCAGUCGCAGUGGCUCCGAGCACUGUGCCUGCGGAUUUGUCGAACGCGCAGUCCGUCGACGAUGUUCAACAAGAAGACCGAGAUGACGAGUCGCUGCCGAUCGGAUCCGUCUUCAACACUCCAUAACAAUACUGAGGUGGGUUUGAAGGCCUAUAUCUCAAAAACCAUCAGUUGUAUCAAGCGGUUGUCAACUGAAAAGUUGUAACAAAUUUCAAGCUCUACAACUUUUGGUUGACAAUUACAACAGCGAAUUGCAGGGCGGAUACCGUGACGUGAACGGUCAUGACGUGUCGUACAAGCGUGAAACGCAGACUGGCGAUCCGGGCCGCGAGCUGCUCUUCUCAAAGGAGGAGGAGAAGCGAGUUGUGGAGACUCCGCUGGAGCCAGGAGUCAUCUCGCGCACACGUCACCACCAAGUACUACAAGAAGAAGACCGUCACUGA